AUGGCGAUGUCUGUGGGUUCAUGGUUCUGUCUCUUCACGUUCGUAAGUGGCGUCAGCACGUCCAACAGGCAGCAUGUCAUUCCCAGCAGAAAGCCUGCUGCUGUAGAACCGGAGCCUCUGUGGACUCCCCAGGACCACGCUGCACUGCCCGUGGAACCACUUGUCCAGGACCGGCACCGUCGUCAGGGCCGUGGUGCCGAGGAGGAGCAACAGUCGACCUUUGCUCAGUCGUAUGAAACCGAGUCGCUAACAACACCACAACCCACCGAGUCCGACAGCACUGUCACAGUCUCAGCAGGAAGCAGCGACCAUGACAACAAAAUCAAACACCAACAGCAGAACUUGUCUGGUCCCGGACUCGCCAGCCCCUUCAACCCGCUGGCGGAGGGCUCAUAUGUGGCCUAUGCCAUCCUGUUGCUGGCCAGUGUGCUGCUUGCGACGGGCGUGGUGGGAAACAUGGCGGUUAUGUGCAUCGUUUGGAACAAUUACUACAUGAGGUCUGCCUGGAACUACCUGCUGGCUAGUAUGGCAUUCUGGGACUUCUUGGUUCUGGUGUUCUGCCUGCCUGUAGUAGUGCUCAACCAGUUCUCCCAUAGGAGGAUCUUUGGUGACAUCACCUGCUGCAUCGAGCCUUAUAUGGAGGUUGUGUCUCUGGGCAUCACCUCCUUCACUCUGUGCGCUCUGGGAAUCGAUCGAUUCCACGCCGCCACCAGCUCCUCGCAGCCGAAGGCGCGGCCGGUGGAGCGCUGCCGCGUGGUGCUGCUGAAGCUGCUGCUGGUGUGGCUCGCUGCGCUGCUGCUGUCCAGCCCUGAAAUCUUCCUGUGGCAGCUGAGCCGGACCACGUCGCCAUCCAGCGGCCGGCUGGAGGACUCCUGCACCAUCACGCCCUCGUCUCCUCUGUCUGUGUACCUGCCGGACUCCCUCCACUCGCUGCUGCUGAGAUAUCACCAGGGCCGUAUCUGGUGGUGUUUUGGCUGCUACUUCUGCCUACCCGUCCUCUUCACCAUCCUGUCUCAGAUGGCCACCCGUAACGUCAACAGUGAUGCCAACUCCCCCCAAAAACACCGUAGCCAUGAUGACCACUCCACCAACCACAAAAGGCAGCAGGCAAUGGAGCGACAGCUGAACAGCACGCUGCUAAUGCUAGCCGUGGUGUACGCUGUCUGCGCUCUGCCAGAACAUGCCACCAACAUCACACUGGCAUAUACAAACAUCACCGUCUCCAAAGACACUGCAGCCAUGCUGGCACUGUUACAUCACUUCCUGUUGUUCCUCAAGUCAGCGGUGACGCCUGUGCUGCUGCUGUGUCUGUGUAAGGCUUUGCGUCAAACCUGUGACUGCUGCUGCUGCUGCUGCAGGAGUGUCAGUCAACCCGGACUGUCCACUCAGCGGACUCCACCUACACCAUGCCGCAGACCAGCCAAUGAGACGACCAUCAACUUUGACAAGGCGAAGGACACGUCAGCCAUCUCCAGCUAGAGCCUCUUCUUCUCAUCCUGAC
Thalassophryne amazonica is the source of this 1501-nucleotide messenger RNA. Its product is annotated as G-protein coupled receptor 37-like 1. NCBI's taxonomy places the organism in Eukaryota, Metazoa, Chordata, Actinopteri, Batrachoidiformes, Batrachoididae. Gene Ontology annotation, biological process: positive regulation of MAPK cascade; adenylate cyclase-inhibiting G protein-coupled receptor signaling pathway. Gene Ontology annotation, molecular function: G protein-coupled peptide receptor activity. The record is from RefSeq and is a predicted model, not a curated record. Gene Ontology annotation, cellular component: plasma membrane; signaling receptor complex.